AUAUUUUUCCAUUAGCUUCAGUUCAGUUAAGCUUCAGUUCUUCUUCUUCUUCGUCUCCCUUUUAUUUUAGGUCCUUCUUCCCUUGUACUGGGACGGAGCUGCGAUUCGGGGAGGAGGAAGACCGCUUGGCGAUACAGCAAGGGGCGACGAGCGACGACGGUGGGCUAAUUGACGGAGAAGGAAUCUUCAAAGUAAAGAACGGCCUUUACGACUAAGGCAGCCUACUCUUCUAAUUUUAAAGUAAAGACCCUUCGAAUCUCUCUCUACUCGAAGUUUCUACAAUGGCUGAAUGCGAGAAUGGCAAUCUUCAUGACAUUUUGCGAGAGCUUCCUUCCCAAGCUGUAAAGGAGUUGUUGUCCAUUGGGGUAUGCAGCCAAUGCAUUUUGAGGUUAUUUGGAAUUAGAGAGGAUCUGUAUGACUGUAAUUCGUUGUCAUCUUCGGUUUUCAGUUCAGUUUUUGGAAAUCUAUCAGGUUCUGAGGAACAUGUUCAAUCUGGUGUUGAAGAAAAUGAAAACUCCAACAGUUCUCUUAUAUCCAAGGGACCUAAAAUCAAUCAGUUGCUUUGUAGUCUUUGUUUGGGCAUCUUGCAGUUCACUUACCGCGAUGGCAAUGAGUUUGUAGUGAGAAAGGACAGUGCUUAUGAAUUUGUUGGCUCAAUUGCAGAAUUGGUAAAGCAAGAUUAUCGUCAAACUGAUGGUUUUUCUCUUGAAGUGUCUGUUCCACCAGUUAUCCAAGAAAAUGAUCGUUGUAUAUGGUUAUAUAUUAAAGAAAAAUAUGGAUCUGAGUCAUGGUUUCAAAGGAAAUCACUUUCUGAUUGCAUUUCUGUGAAGGAUGCUUUGAAGGCUUCCAUAAUGAAACCACUUGAAAAACUGCUUGAUUGCAAAUCCAAUAUGAGCACUCUCCGUAUUCGUAUGACAUACACCCAACUUAAAGCAUCAACAGCGAUUUUGGAUUUUGUUGAGAAAAGCCAGGUUGACUGCAAAAGAAGAAAGACAGUUGUAAGCACACAUGAUGGCUUGGAAACUGUUGAUAAUGGUGUUAAAGGUUCUGAUUCUAGUAAUGUUGCAUCAGAAAUAGCAAUCCUGGAGACCUCUCAAGAUAGUCGAAUUUCUAAACACGUCAACAUUUUUCUCGAAAAGUUUUCAAACCAGGUCAGUGAACCCUGCCAAUUUGUGCUCCACUGCAACAGGAUUCCUAUAUAUGUUGGUGGAAGAUACCUAAAGUACUCUAGAAAUGUUAGUCAAACACGUUGGAUCAUUGAUGAUGAAAGAAUGGGGGAUGCUUCUGUUGAGGAAUUAAUUGGUAGCAAGAUUCUUCCUGUGUGCCGAGGCGAUAACUACAAGUUUCAUGCUGCUGGCAGAGAGGAUAUUGAUGUUAGGAUGCUUGGUUCAGGUCGGCCUUUCCUGAUUGAGAUUCAAAAUGCACGCCAUGUACCAUCUGUAGAGGAUGUAAAAUCCAUAGAAAAACUUAUUAAUCAUUCUGAUAGUAAAUUGGUUGGGGUGAAAAAUCUCAAAACAGUAGAUAGUCAAGUUUGGACUCUGAUGCGUGAGGGAGAGUCAGAGAAGCAGAAGCAAUAUGUUGCAUUAGUGUGGAUUUCUCGACCACUCAAGGAUGAAGACUUUGAGUCUGUAUGUUCAUUUAAGGAGUUGAAGGUUAUGCAAAAGACCCCAAUCAGGGUACUUCAUCGCCGAAGUCCACUGGAACGUGAAAAGAUAAUACAUUGGAUGAAAAUGGAGAAGGUUGUUGGGAGUUCUCAAUAUUUUCUUUUGCAUCUAUGCACCCAGGCUGGCACAUAUAUUAAGGAAUUUGUACACGGGGAUCUUGGGCGUACCCAUCCCAGCAUUGGAUCAAUUCUUGGUUGUCGGGCAGAGAUAUUACAACUUGAUGUUACAGAUGUGAAAAUGGAUUGCUUUCUUGAUGAACAAUGUUAACUCUGUUGUCAAAACAAAAGAAGUUUUAGACUCCUUUCUAAUGAGUUUUUAUCCUAUAGGAAGGAGUGAAUUCUAAAUUAUCAUCAUUAUGAUGAUUGGUUCCUUUAGUUCUUUGAUUACUUUCCUCAAUUUUGAUCAAUUUAACUGUGUAGAUUGGCAGAUUCUUUUUUUGUCAGCCAUGGAAAUUAGUGAUUUUAUUUAAUUUAUUUAUUUUUACUUGGACAAA
Cannabis sativa is the source of this 2157-nucleotide messenger RNA. RefSeq lists its product as uncharacterized. The transcript has 15 exons. Gene Ontology annotation, molecular function: pseudouridine synthase activity; RNA binding. Lineage: Eukaryota; Viridiplantae; Streptophyta; Magnoliopsida; Rosales; Cannabaceae. Bases 282 to 1931 code for a protein of 549 amino acids. The record is from RefSeq and is a predicted model, not a curated record. Gene Ontology annotation, biological process: tRNA pseudouridine synthesis.